Molecule: messenger RNA, 2939 nt
Organism: Mesocricetus auratus (golden hamster)
Lineage: Eukaryota; Metazoa; Chordata; Mammalia; Rodentia; Cricetidae
Gene: Il33
Product: interleukin 33
Exons: 8
Coding region: 317-1108 (263 amino acids)
Biological process (GO): positive regulation of cytokine production; positive regulation of inflammatory response
Molecular function (GO): cytokine activity
Source: RefSeq, a predicted model, not a curated record
GGAUAGACAGCAAGACCUUGCCCCUCCCCCUGCCCCCACCAACAUAUAGAGAAAAGGCAGAAGGGGAGGCAGAAAUCAUUGAAUAUUAGAUGGUGACAGAAUGUCAACAAUACUGUUGAAAAGAAUAAUGCUAUUAGCUUUUUGAAAAGAAGUGAGAAAAACUGGCCCCAAUCCUGCCUCCCACAUCUCCCUUCUAAGACUAUCUGGUUCUCUGCCAAAUUCUGGGUAAUAAAAAGAGGUCAGGAGCUCUGCAAAGAGGAAAAUCUGCAGCUGCUGAAGAGAGAAAUCCAGACAAGAUCGCCAAGAAACCUGAAAAAUGAAACCUAAAAUGACAUAUUCAACCUCCAGAAUUUCCCCGGCCAAGCUGAGCAGCACAACAGGCAAAGCUGUGGUAAAACCUUGCAAGUUAAGAAGAUCCCAACAGAAGGCCAAAGAAAUUUGCCAUGUCUACUACAUGAGGCUCCGUUCUGGCCUCACCAUAAGAAAGGAGACCUGUUACUUUGAGAAGGAACCCACCGAAAGUUAUUCACAAAAAUCAGGUAGAAAGCAUGAAAGGAACUUCCUUGCCUAUUCCCAGGAUGCUGUGAAGCGCUCCCUGAUUGAUAAAUGCAGUUUCCAAGAAUGUGUCCAAUCUCCUGACAAAGAGAGUAUCCGAGUGGCUUGUGCCUCCCUGAGCACAUAUAACGACCAAUCUGUUAGCUUCAAAGUUUUGGAGAACGGACGCUAUGUGAUCAACGUUGAAGACUCUGGAAAAGACCAAGAAAAAGACAAGAUGCUGCUGCGCUACUAUGAGUCUCCCCGUUCCUCGAAUGAAUCAGGUGAUGGAGUGGAUGGUAAGUUACUGAUGGUGAACAUGAGUCCUCUCAAAGACACAGACAUCAGGCUGCAUGCCAAUGACAAGAACCACUCUGUGAAGCUGGAAAAGUGCCAAUCCCCCCUGCCAGAAGAGGUCUUCUUCGUCCUUCACAAAAAGUCCUCCGACUACGUUUCAUUCGAAUGUAAGAAUCAGCGUGGCACAUACAUAGGCGUGAAAGAUAACCAGCUUGCUCUAAUACAAGAAAAUAACAACGACAGUGAAAAUAUUAUGUUUAAGAUUUCUAAAGUUUAGUGGAAUAAGAAGCUUGUGGGUUCUGGCUUGAACAACUUAAAUGUUACCACUAAAGAAAGGGCGAGAGAAAGGAAGAGACAUCUAAGGGGAUGGUUAAGAUGCUGUGGAAUGUUUAUCUUAUUAUAUAUAAAAUUCUUUUCUUUUUCUCUGUACAAAUACAAAUGCAAUAAAAACAUGAAUAUAUGGCAUAGGGCAUUGGUAAAGAAAUCGAAAGACAAUCAGUCUUGGCAUUUGCUUUCGUCUGCUUUGAGUUCUGAACGAAUUCACUCUUUCAGAUCUCUCCAGGUGAACAAGCACCAUAAAUCAUGCUAUGCUUUAGACAAGGGUCCAUUUCAAAAUCCUAAAAAAUACAAAAUGUUUCCCCGGUUCUAAACAAAGGUUGAAAUACUAGAGCAACUAGCGGAGGACCAGUUCCUGCCCAAGAUGACUGUUUCUCACUAAGAACAAAGCACCAAAUGAAUUGGUAAAUACCCCAGGCAGCCCUCAGACCAACUCUUUCUGUUAAGAAGUCUAGCACUCCAAAUACCUACACAUCUAGACAGGUAUGAUACAUGUGUGGAAAGGCAGGAUAACUGAAAAAUUAGAGAAAAAGAAAGCCAGUAUUUGUGAAGUGGGAUAAUGUUACCUGUGCUUGUUUCUUUGGGGCAGGGGGUUGGAGACAGGGUUUUUCUGUGUAACAGUCCUGGCUGUCCUGGAACUCACUUUGUAGUCCUGGCUGGCCUCGAACUCACAGAAUUCACCUGCCUCUACCUCCCAAGUGCUGGGAUUAAAGGUGUGCACCACCAUUGCCCAGCUACUUGUUUCCUUUUUAGAAUUCUGAUGUUUUUUUUUAAGAGAUAUCAGUUUAAGUUUCAGGAUGCCAAGCUUAUGUUAGGAAAUGGAACACAUUUUCACUCAUAACUGUGAUUGGGGUAUCCAAGUAGAAUGGGAUCCCACUGUGCAGUCCUCUUACUAGAAAGGCACUGAAUUAACUUCAGAUUUUCAAUCGCUGGCUAUGUCCUAGGUUUGUGCCAUGCUGUGUCCUCACCACUUUCCAAGAGCUGUCACUUUGAAUGCGUGCAUCAACUUGGAUGCAAUUUCUCUACGACUUGCUCUCCUUACACAAGAAUUCUUUUGUUGUUUGGGUUCACAGUGGCACUGCUCACUGUGAAAUAUAUUAGCUUAACUUUUGCUCUUUCUCUGGUUCUUUUGACCAACACUUCCUUAGCGUACCUCCUCCUCCCUGAGCUUCACUUUUUUUUCUCUGACAUCUAUAUCCCAGCACUUUCAUCCUGCUUUGCUUACUUUGCAUUGUGGAAUUUUAUGUAUACCUACUGGCUUCAAGUUUGUUCGCUAAACUUUUUUUGUGUUUUACUGUUACUAAAGUAGUAAAAUUUAUAUUAACCAUAUGGUAAUAUUUUUAAACUACUUAAGGAAUAGCUUUGCUUACUUUGACAACAGAAAUUUAUACUAUAUUUAUAUUGGCUUAAAAUGUACAGUAAAUGUGAAAGAUGACAACAGAAAACUGAUGGAAUAUAAUAUGACCAUUUCUGAAAGUGUAAGCUUUUAGUUUUCAGUUGAUAAAAGCUAUUGUAUAUAAUAGCUGAUGGGAUGCAUGGUAAAAGAGGCUGGGAAUUGCUGUAUAAGAUCAUACAUAGUAUGAUGUAACUUUUUUUUAUUAAUUUUCACUGUUUUACUAUAGAGACAAAAAUAAAAACACUAUCUAUGUCAUCUCCUAGAAACCACAAUGUUGACUACAUGAAUUUGUACAAUAUACUUAAAAUAAUGAUUAAGUAGCCAAAUAUAUCCGUGACAUUGUUUAUAACAUUGAAUAAACUAUUUGGAAAAAUCA